This is a messenger RNA of Halichondria panicea, 1156 nucleotides long. RefSeq names its product probable serine/threonine-protein kinase drkD. Gene Ontology annotation, biological process: protein phosphorylation; signal transduction. Lineage: Eukaryota; Metazoa; Porifera; Demospongiae; Suberitida; Halichondriidae. The record is from RefSeq and is a predicted model, not a curated record. Gene Ontology annotation, molecular function: ATP binding; protein kinase activity. The coding region runs from base 264 to 1010 and encodes 248 amino acids. The transcript has a single exon. Gene Ontology annotation, cellular component: cytoplasm.
UAGCUACACAAGCUAGAGAAUUAACCGAGGCUAACCGUCGUCAUGGAGAUGCGGAGGAAAGAGCACAGCUGGCAGAGCAAAGAGAGCAAGCUACACAAUUACUUUUACAAGUGAAAGAUCGAAAUUUGGCUGAGGCCAACAGAAGAGAAGCUGACCUGUCUGCUCAAAUCACAGCUCUAGAGAGGGAGUUAGAAGGCAAGACAAAAGAGUUGGCAGCACACAAUACAGAGGUGUGGAGGAUUCCGGCCAACAGAGUGAUCACGAUGAGAACAAUUGGCACUGGAGGAUGGGGGGAGGUGCUGGAGGGAACAGUGAGCGUGGCCGUCAAGCGACUCUUUGCUGCCAUUGUCAACCCACGCAAUCUGGAGAGACUCCAGAGAGAAAUGAUGCUCUUGGCUGAAGUACGACACCCCAACCUGGUGCAGUUCAUUGGGGCAGUGUUUGACCAGUCCUCUCCUCUCAUCAUCACCGAGCUUCUGGACAUGAAUCUCCGACAAGCGUACGAAGAGAAUCAACUGGACCCAGGAAACCGCCUCUCGAUCUUCAUGAACAUUGCCCUAGCUCUGGACUACCUGCACCAGCGCUACGAUCCCAUCAUCCACCGUGAUGUGAGUGCUCCCAACGUCCUCCUCCAGCGAAUGCCCAACCACCAGUGGAAGGGGAAGGUCUCUGACCUGGGCUCAGCCAACUUCCUGCAGCAUGCUCAUACGAUGGGAGAGGGGGCCAUAAUCUACUCCCCUCCUGAAGUCAUCCCUCAAGCCGCAGAUCCGUUUAAUCCACCUCCAAGACAGUCUGUCAAGAUCGAUGUGUACAGCUACGGCAUUGUCCUCUGUGAGGUGACCGCUAGUCGAUUCCCAAGUGCUGAUCAUUAUCGAGACAUGAUUCUCCAAGUACAGAGAGAGCAACCUGUUAUGUGUGAGCUGAUACUCCACUGCACUAAGAGAGAGCCCAGCCAUCGACCCAGCAUGGCACAGGUGAUGGUGGAACUGAACAAAAUAGCACCCUUUUAACUAUGAACAAUGUGAACACUUAUAAUUAUCUAGUACCGUCUUUUUUUUUUUAUUGAAUUUGGAAUUUUAAAAUUAUUUUAGCUUUGACUUUUGUAGUGUGUGUUUGCACUCUCCUAUUAUGAUGAUUACUAUUGACUUUAUCUCAG